UUGUAAUGGCGGUCAAGGUGGCAACUAGAACGAUAGAAAUACAUAAAUAACUGGCCAUCUGUCCGUCAAAACAAGACCGAUAAAGAAAAGGAACAAAAACAUUACAAAACAAAAAUGAUGCAACAUGUUAUACAAGAUAAAUCUGACGAGACUAAGAAAGUUACAACCAUUGAAAUUCAACAAGAUCAGACUCCAUUAUCGGAUUCGGAGCCGUCUGUGGAAACUCAUCAAGGAUUGUUGUCUAAAGAGUCAAAUUUUGGACCAGAUAUGUCGGGUAGCGAAGAUGAUGAGGCAUCUGAGGUUGAUUCCUUUUUUUUGGAAGAAGCUGAACUUAAAGAAGGAGAAUAUGUUCCUGAACAAUCAAAAUACUUAUUACCUGCUGAGAGUAUAGAUACGCAACCACUGCGUACAGUUGAUCCUGAGACACAUGCCCGCCUAGAGGCUUUAUUGGAAGCUGCAGGCAUAAGUAAGUUAUCGUCCAAAGAUGGUAAAGCCUUGACUGAUCCUGAAGUGCUACGGACUUUAACUUCAUCUGUUAGCAGUGCACUAGACGAAGCUGCCCAAGCACUUCAUCGAAUGAGAGCCGAACAACAGAGUCACCUGUCUUCUAAUGAAUGUGCUCGUUCAUUAGCCGAUGCCUGUGGUGAAGAUGUAAAUAUACGCAAACUCUGUGACAGUACCAAUGUCCCUGAACCUACAGAAGAGGGCGAGAGUCUCCUAUCACUAGCCUGUUCUGCAGGAUAUUAUGAAUUGGCACAGGUUUUGUUGGCAAUGAAAGCCAAUGUGGAGGACCGUGGAAUCAAAGGAGAUUGUACACCAUUGAUGGAAGCAGCAAGUGGAGGCCAUGUUGAUAUAGUUAGACUUUUAAUCUCUCACGGCGCUGAUGUUGAUGCCCAAUCAUCUGCAGGCAACACACCUUUGCAUUAUGCAGCAUGUGGUGGAUUUACCGAAGUUGUACAGGAAAUAAUAAAAGCAAAUGCACGUGUAGAGGUGCAUAACGAGAAUGGCCAUACACCCCUGAUGGAAGCUGCGAGUGCUGGACAUGUAGAAGUAGCAAGAAUCCUGCUAGACAAUGGUGCUGGUAUAAACACCCACUCAAAUGAGUUCAAAGAGAGUGCAUUAACACUGGCCUGUUAUAAAGGUCACUUGGAGAUGGUGAAGUUUUUACUGGAGGCUGGAGCAGACCAGGAACACAAGACUGAUGAGAUGCACACUGCCCUAAUGGAAGCAUCCAUGGAUGGUCAUGUUGAGGUGGCCAGGUUGUUGCUAGAUAGUGGGGCUCAGGUGAACAUGCCAGCUGAUAGUUUUGAAUCUCCACUAACCCUAGCUGCUUGCGGUGGCCAUGUUGACCUAGCUAGUCUUUUGAUUGAGCGUGGAGCUAACAUUGAGGAAGUUAAUGAUGAGGGUUAUACACCUUUGAUGGAAGCUGCCAGAGAAGGCCAUGAUGAAAUGGUUGUACUCUUGCUGUCUCAUAAUGCAUAUAUCAAUGGCCAGACUGAAGAAACCCAAGAGACUGCGCUAACUCUUGCAUGUUGUGGUGGAUUUCUUGAAGUAGCAGAUUUCCUCAUCCAGGCGGGAGCUGACAUUGAGCUUGGUUGUAGCACACCUUUAAUGGAAGCAGCACAGGAAGGACAUCUUGAGUUAGUCAACUAUCUGCUCAAGUCAAAAGCCAAAGUUCAUGCACAGACUGGUACUGGUGAUACUGCACUAACAUAUGCAUGUGAGAAUGGACACACAGAUGUUGCAGAGAUAUUAUUGGAGCAUGGAGCAGAUUUGGAGCAUGAAUCCGAGGGAGGACGAACACCCUUGAUGAAAGCUGCUAGAGCUGGACAUUUAUGUACUGUACAGUUUCUUAUUAGAAAAGGUGCUGAUGUUAACAGAGCCACUACAACCAAUGAUCACACAGUAUUGUCUCUGGCGUGUGCUGGAGGCCACUUAGCUGUUGUGGAACUACUGCUGGCUCAUGCAUCUGAUUCUAGCCACAAACUGAAGGAUGGAUCCACAAUGGUGAUAGAAGCUGCUAAAGGAGGGCAUACCCCGGUUGUGAAACUCUUACUUGAGUGGCCAAACCAUCACCUUGUCAACUCACCAGAACAUGUCCAGCUAUCUGCUAAUGAAACCACUGCAGAUGAGCCAAGAGUUCCAGUACAAGGUUUGGCCAACAUCGUUCCUCCCAGUGAGCCAGAUUCUCAACUUCCAAAGACCAAUUUUACACCAAAUUUUUCAGGGAAAAAUCCAGAACAAGUUCGUCAAAAUAUCCAAAAGUCGCUUGCCAAAAGAUGCCUCAGUGGGCAAGGUGAGGGAAAGCUUGCUAAACUAACCAACACUCUGAUAGCAGAAGGUCUGCCCAGCCACGAUGGCAGUUUCCUUGCAGAACUGGGGGAUGAGAAGGCCACAGAAAAAGUGGAAGCCAUUAUUAACAACAUCAUGGCAAAGGAACUGAUAAACACAACGACUGCUUCGAAAGAGGAACAGAUUCUAAGAAAGCAGCAAAUUCUUGAAGAGCUGCAGAAGGUGGAGCGAGAGCUACAGGAAAAAGCUCAGGCUCAGCUUCUUUUGAGUGCUCAACAGCAAUUGGAACAACAUCAGCAGCAGCUGCUUGCGCAAACAGCAGCCGCAAAGGCAAAGAACGUGUCACAGGGUAAAUGUCAGACUGAUGAAGGCAAGAAGAAAGUGGACAGCAGUUCUAGUCAACUACAGAACCUGUUGGAUUUUGAGGUAGCCCCAGGUUUGCAAAUUACCAAUGAUUUAACAUCCCAGCUGCCAAAGGAAUUGACAGCCAUUACUCAGUCUCUACUGCCACACUACACUGAGGCUUUCCUGCGACAGAAUAAUAUGCUGAACCAGAACAAUGGGGCAAUGUCAGCUGUACAAGAAAGAACUGUUCCCACAGGUUCCCAACCUCAAGAUGUUAUGCAGUCGACCGUUACCUCACAGAUGACCGUGGAAUUGGCGCAGCGACAACAGCUGCAGGUCCUGGCUCAACCGCAUCUGUCGCCCCUGGCACCCUACCACAUGCCGUUGACAACCCAGCAACAGGAGCAGCUGAUUCAACACAUGCUGAGUCAGCAAGCCCACCAGCAGCAACUGCUCACCAGCCAGCAGUUCAGCCAGUCUCUGUCCCAGCAGGCGCUGCAGCUUCACACACUUCCACAGCAGCAACAACAAGCGCUACAGGUGCAAGCCCAACAAUUGCUCUCUCAACAACAACAGCAGCAGUUGCUGUCUCAACAACAGCAGCAGCAGUUACUGCAGCAGCAGCAACAGGCACAGCAUUUACAACAGCAGCUAAACAAACUGAAACAACCGGCCAAUUCCAACAACAAGCAACCUCGCAAGCUACGUCCCAAUCAAAAUCCAGCAGAUGAAGUGGUCACUCCACCAAACGCCCUAGCACCAACCUCCCCUCCACCUUCGACUCCUGUGACACCAAAUCCAUCACCAGCCUCUCCCCAGAGCUCUACGCCUCUUUACUCGUCGGUUGAUGUAGAUGCCGAAACUGAGAGCAAUCAUGAUACUGCCUUGACCUUGGCGUGUGCUGGUGGUCACACUGAGCUUGUCAGUCUGUUGUUGUCGAAAGGAUCAGACAUUGAACAUAGAGAUAAGAAAGGUUUCACACCACUGAUCCUUGCUGCCACAGCAGGCCAUGUCGAUGUUGUUGAAAUCCUGCUUGACAAUACUGCAGAUAUUGAAGCCCAGUCCGAAAGAACAAAAGAUACUCCACUGUCUCUUGCUUGUUCUGGUGGAAGAUAUGAGGUGGUUGAAUUACUGUUGGCAAAGGGAGCUAACAAAGAGCACCGCAAUGUGUCUGACUACACUCCACUGAGUCUGGCUGCAUCAGGGGGAUAUGUCAACAUUAUCAAGCUGCUGUUGUCUCAUGGAGCGGAAAUCAAUUCCAGGACAGGCAGUAAGUUGGGUAUUUCACCACUUAUGUUGGCUGCUAUGAAUGGUCACACUGCAGCAGUGAAAUUACUUCUGGACAUGGGCAGUGACAUCAAUGCUCAGAUAGAAACCAACAGAAACACUGCUUUGACAUUGGCCUGUUUUCAGGGGCGGCAUGAAGUUGUCAGCUUACUGGUAGACAGGAAAGCAAAUAUUGAACACCGGGCCAAGACUGGGUUAACACCACUAAUGGAGGCUGCAUCUGGAGGUUACGUUGAGGUUGGUCGUGUUCUCUUAGAACGAGGAGCAGAUGUGAAUGCUCCGCCAGUUCCAUCGUCUCGAGAUACUGCACUCACUAUCGCUGCAGAUAAAGGCCAUUACAGAUUUGUUGAGUUACUGCUUAACAGGGGAGCAUCAGUUGAUGUGAAGAACAAGAAGGGCAAUUCUCCACUCUGGCUUGCAUGUAAUGGUGGGCACCUUGAUGUAGUGCAACUUCUAGUGUCAGCAGGUGCAGACAUCGACAGUCAGGACAACCGUAAAGUCUCUUGCUUGAUGGCUGCCUUUCGGAAGGGUCAUGUCAAGGUUGUCAAAUGGAUGGUGAAACAUGUCAGUCAGUUUCCGUCGGAUACAGAACUCCAGCGCUACAUUGCCACUGUUAAUGAUAAGGAGCUACAAAAGAAAUGUCAGCAGUGCAUGGAGACUAUUGUGACAGCCAAGGAUCGACAAGCAGCAGAGGCAAACAAGAAUGCUACAAUCCUGUUGGAGGAGAUUGACAAGGAAAGGCAGGUGGAGGAAAACCGGAAGGCUCAAGCUGCCAAGAAACGAGAACGCCGCAAGAGAAAACGAAAGGAGAAACUAGAGAAAGAAAAGGAAACAAGCAGUAAGAAUUCUUCCCCAGAGCCAGAAAGUGCUGAAGUUGUUGAAUACAAUGAAGUCGAGGAACUUAUUCGAGAGGAAUUACCACCACCUCCUCCAAUCAUUGAAAUAAAAACUGAUAUAAUUCCAACCAAUCAAGAACCAAAACCUCCACGAAACAAACCAAACAAGAAUGUGUCCUCGGCAGUCAGUUCCAAUAGUCUGGAAUCUAAGAAGAACAGGAAGAACCGCAGUCGUGAUCAGGACAGGGACACACCACCCUCUGAUAUAGGUUCUCCCCGCGUGCCAGUCAUUGUUUGCAAUGUGACAACUGUCGUAACACCAGUAAUCACUACCAGCACUGUCACAGUUGUGGUCAGUCCCACGUUCCACGGGCACAGCAAUCACCAUCGAGAACGAAACAGAGAGCGCAAUGAGAAUCGGAAAAAGAAGAAUGAUUUCUUACUAAAACCAGUCAGCACAACAGCCAUUGGAGAUCUUGAUGAAUUUGGGACUAUUCCCGAUAAUAUGAAGAUGUCUGAAAAGGAAAUUCAGAAGCUUACAAAGAGUGUGGAGAAAAAGAAAAUGAAUAACGUGCAACAUCCAUCAGCAUUGUCAAGCACUGAGAAAGUGAGUGUUGUUGAGACGUCCCCCAAUACUCUUUCACUGAAAGGCUCAGCAGUUGUCGCAAGUCCAAAACGUGGUGCAAAGAAAGAAGAGGGCUGGAAGGAAGUAGUCAGAAAGCAUUCUGUUUCCACACCCAGGUCAAAGCGAGUGCUUGUGCCAUCAGGUGCCAUAAGUCGAGUGAUAGGUCGCGGAGGUUGCAAUAUCAAUGCCAUCAGAGAAGUGUCAGGAGCGCAUGUUGAGGUGGAGAAGCCAAAAGGAUCUGGGGAUAGAACCAUCACCAUUAAAGGAUCAGCUGAAAGCACUAAACAAGCACAGGCUUUGAUCAUGGCACUAGUUCAAGAACCAGACAAGGAACUAACAGAAAUCAUUGCUCGUGGCAAGGCAAAACCACCAGAGAAGGCUCCUUCUGUUGUCACCAUCGGGGAUUUUGCAAUUGGAACUUUCAGUGUGACUUCUCCAGGAUCGAAUGACCCCGUGCCAUCUCAAGUAUACUCACAAAGUGGAUCUUCUAACAAAUCGUCCAAAAAUUCGGGUAGCAGCCGAGCUUCAGGUUCCAGUCAAGUGUCCAACAGUGCUAAAUCUUCCGGAGCUAAUGGAAUAUCACAUUCGAUGAUCUGGCAGAACCCUCACCCGAGUCAGGCUGCACCAUCGUCACCAAGACGAAGUCCUCAGAAACAGUUGGCUUCAUCUAAUCAAGGCCAAACUGGUUCUCCUGUGCCAGGGAUCUGUGAAAAGAAUGUUCCCCGACAGCUGUUUCCAGAUAGACGGAACUCAACAUCUCCUGUUGCCACAUUCACCAACACAACAGUAUCCUACAGCAGUUCAUCAACUACCAUGAAAAUAAUAUCUACAAGUGCUACACUUACAACUGGGCGAGGUGUGUCUCAGUCAUCAGCCAAACAGACAAAGAACUCUGUACCAGGAAGCAUAAAAGUUCUCCAGCGACCUCAGACUGCUGCUGCUAAAUCUGACCCUCAACCUCUUCCUAUUGUUACCAAUCAUGUGAACAGCAUGAACACUAUCAAUCAGUUGACUUCGCCAUCAGUGUCGACCCCUGGGGAUUACUCUCCUUUUAAGAAUUUUUUCAAUAGUACAUACAUUUUGAGCAAGAAAGAGGAGAGUACUGACAAGAUGAAUUUUGCCAGUGUUGCUGCUGCAGGUGUUGUAUCAACUCUGGCCACUUCUCAUACAGUCACCACAGUUGCUGGGGCAUUAUCCACAAUAGAGAACAAAAUCGAUCCAGCAUUGCAGGCAAAAGCUCCAGGCUACAAACCAGGUCGAACAGCAUCGCCACAAUUUCGACAGGACCAGGAGUCUGGAAAAGCUGGAUUCCGAAACUUCCAACUGCCAUUACAGAAUGAGACUGACAUGGCCUGCACACCUGGUUAUCGCGGUAGCAUACCAGGUAUGUCACCAAGAUCAAACCCGUCUACUCCAAGUGGUUUAUCGCCACGCAGUCAGACAAUGACACCCUUAGACUUAAGCCAGCAUUCACUUUCCUUGUCUUCUGCAUCUAGUCAAAAAGACGAAUACAGUAUGCCAAAUCAGCCAAUGACACUGCCUGAGAUAAAAAGCACACUUAAUCCGAAUGCUCCAGACUUCCAGUUGGCUGCCUCCAACAUGGGACCGAUGAUCAAUGGUGUACCAGUUGGAAUGCCACUCAACUUUCCUCCCUCCCAAUCACUGAGUGGACUCCCCCCGGCAGCGUUACAAGCCCUGCAACAGCAGCUGUUCAAUGCACAACAGCAGCUCAUGAAUCCAUCAAACUUCAACAGCAUACCACCACAGCCAGGGAACUUCAUUCCGCCAACUGGUAUGAACCAGUCUGAGACCAACUUCAACAUGAUGCAGCAGAUGGCAUCUCAAUUGAGUCAGCAGAUGGCUGCCCAAGGAAUGCAAGGUCCUAGUGUGGGACCCAUUCAAAGCCCAGGUCAGAGUCCAAAUCCUAAUUCAGUACCAGGCUUUCCUCAGAUGAUGUCCAGGAAUCUUUCACCUAUGCCACCUCAUCCACGACCGAAUAGUGCUCCAUCUAUGUCGGUUAUGCAAGCAGAUGGCCCUGGUCCAAUAGGUCCUCCUCCUAAGGCUCCCUCACCAAUGCCUCCAUGUACUCCACCUCUGAAUGAUUCUAAAAGUAUCAUUGACGAUCGACGGGUCCCAAGGCCGAUAGGAGGUGAGCGAUCACAACGAAAGGCUCCUGGCCCCCCCGCUGCGAAUAUUGCUACUGUCAGGGAGUACAAUAAAAUGUGGGUAUUAAAUGCAGAGAUGAACAGUGAAUGGACACCGACCACAUCCCCACUGAUGUCAUCGGCUCCCAUUCAAGCAUCGGUGAUAACCUCAUCUGUGAUAACUGGAGGGAACAUGGCCUAUGAUGUGAACUCUGCUCAGGAUGUUGACUGCCCACCUACAGAUAACCCAAAUGGCAAUUCGUUCUCAGAUAGUCUCCCAGUAGAUCCCACUACAGAACAGAAUUUCCAGAAUGCACCUGUGAUGAUACCAAUGUUCCCAAAUGGUGUUCCUGGUCAUUAUCCCGUACCUCCCAUGUUCAACCCACGAGUAGGUGGCGACAAUAUACCAAGUAUGUGGAACUCAAGCAUGAAACAACCCCCACCAACUGAGACAGUUGAGGCGGGAAACACCUGGGCAUGGAGCAAGCAAGCUGACAUUUGACUAUCUACGUGUAGUAGAAACGGCAUUACUUAAUCCAGUCAGCAUCUUAGUCCACUUGGAACCCCUUGCUCUAGCUGUGGAGGCUUACCAUGGUGAUGUGCUGUUACUGACUGAAUGAUUCAUUGUGCUUGGUGUCUUUUCUGCAAUUGCCCAUCUUAGCUUUCCUUAUUAAUAAUAGAAAAAGAAAAAAUUGUAAAGAACAUAAAAUAAAUUGUCAAAUGAA
This is a messenger RNA of Gigantopelta aegis, 8254 nucleotides long. RefSeq names its product ankyrin repeat and KH domain-containing protein 1-like. The coding region runs from base 115 to 8031 and encodes 2638 amino acids. The record is from RefSeq and is a predicted model, not a curated record. Gene Ontology annotation, cellular component: cytoplasm. Gene Ontology annotation, biological process: innate immune response. NCBI's taxonomy places the organism in Eukaryota, Metazoa, Mollusca, Gastropoda, Neomphalida, Peltospiridae. Gene Ontology annotation, molecular function: protein binding; RNA binding. The transcript is spliced from 33 exons.